Doryrhamphus excisus (bluestripe pipefish) is the source of this 3562-nucleotide messenger RNA. The record is from RefSeq and is a predicted model, not a curated record. NCBI's taxonomy places the organism in Eukaryota, Metazoa, Chordata, Actinopteri, Syngnathiformes, Syngnathidae.
CGUGACAAGUUUAUUGGUGAUGACGUCAUGAAAACGGAAAUGAAAUCCAUUGCUUAAUGUUGAUGAAUUAGGCAUAAUCUGUGGAGUCAUUGCAGUCCAUUUAGUCGAUUUUUGAUGACUUCAGCUGUAUCGAGUCCUUGUAAGUGGUGUCUUUUAUUUACUUGAAGUCACUUGCCAUGUGCCUUUUAUUUUGGUCUUGUUGUGGAGCCUCUGGACACACCUGGGGGAUAUUUUGACUCGAACUGUUCUUCAGCAUUGUUGACAUGCUAGUUGGUUGGAUUCCUGUAAAUUAGAAAAAAAAGUAGCCCUCAUUUUGUGCCUUGGCCUUUGACCUUCCUGUGCCAAGUCAAUCCUUCCCCUUAAAGCAUUCCAAUUGUCAAAUGGCUUUAAAAUGAGUUGAAUGUCUCAUUCAAAUGUUUGUGCAUCACAUGACUUCAGGACUUGAGUUCAGCUCAAGCACAAAGCAUCACAUUUAAAGUGUUGUGGGUUGCUAUGGGUUAAAUGGAGUCCCACAGGGGUCACUCCCUUCAGGCGGUGCUGUGUUCAGGCUCCCAGCAUCUUGUGUUCAUUUAUACUCACAUGCUACUUAACCACAACGGACGGGAGGGAUCCCUAGCCUGUUUAUCCAUGGUCGUCCUCAGGAUAAGAAACUCCAACAAAAGGAAAUGCAUGUUCAUCUGCUUGUGCAUCGCUGUCUUCAUCGUGUACAGACAUCUGGACCUUUCAAGAGUUGGACAAAGAAUGAGCAGGAAAGUCGGACUGAGUGCCAACUCGUCCCAGCUCACCUUGGAGGGGAAGCCUUUCCGUAUCCUCGGAGGAUCCAUCCAUUACUUCCGUGUGCCCAGGGCCUACUGGAGGGACCGCCUGAUGAAAAUGAAAGCCUGUGGCAUCAACACACUCACCACAUAUGUACCCUGGAAUCUGCACCAGCCACAGAGAGGGGUCUUCAACUUCCAUACACAGCUUGAUUUAGUUUCAUGUAUACGGAUAUCAGUCCCUGGUGCUUUGGCUGCAGCACCUCGCCUGACAACGGCAGCAUCUCCUCAACAACAGCAAUUUAACCACAGCAGGGACAUGGCUUAUAUUCAUCUCGCAGCCGAACUGGGUCUGUGGGUGAUUUUACGUCCAGGGCCCUACAUCGCCUCUGAGUUAGACCUGGGUGGACUCCCAAGCUGGCUCCUCCAAGAUGGCAGCAUGAGAGUGAGAACAACACACCCGGGAUUUAUCGAGGCUGUCAACACGUAUUUUGACAAACUUAUACCAAAUGUGGUGCCUUUGCAGUAUAAGAGAGGCGGUCCCAUCAUCGCUGUCCAGGUUGAAAGUGAAUACGGGUCUUUUGCUAAAGAUGACAGUUACAUGCAUUUCAUUAAAGAGGCGUUGCAGUCCAGAGGGAUCAGUGAGCUCCUGCUCACAUCAGACAACCACAACACUUUAAAGUCUGGCGGCGUGGAUGGAGCUCUCAGAACACUGAAGCUGCAGAAAGUCAACCAGAGAGACGUUCAGGAUCUCAACGCAAUCCAGCCCAACAGACCAACCAUGGUGAUGGACUACAGGACAGGCUGGUACGAUGUGUGGGGCGACCUCCACCACGUGCUCCCCGCAGAAGAUAUGGUGUCCACCGUGAGAGAAAUUCUGAGACGAGGCAUGUCAGUCAACCUCUACAUGUUCCACGGAGGCUCCAGUUUUGGUUUCAUGAGCGGAGGUCUGGCUGGACCUUCCUACAAAGCAUUCGUCCCCAGCUAUGAUUAUGACGCUCCCUUGUCUGAAGCCGGAGAGUACACACAGAAGUACCACCUCCUCCGAGAUCUACUUUCUCAAUUCAACAAAGGUGACAUUUUGCCCGACAUGCCAGUGUUACAACACAGAGAAGCGUAUGAAACGGCAAUCACAUACCAGCACUUGUCCUUAUGGGAUGCUUUGAGCUUUACUGAGGGACCUUUUAAGUCCGUCAAGCCGGUGAACAUGGAGAAUCUACCAGCCAACAACAGGAACGGUCAGUCCUAUGGAUACACCCUAUAUGAAACAACCAUCACCAGUGGAGGAUUGUUGAAGUCAGGAGGCAACGUUAAAGAUCGUGCCCUUGUUUUUGUAAACAGGAGUUACAUCGGGCUUUUCAAACAGCAGACUAUGGAGAUGGCUGUUCCAGAUGGCAAGGGACAGCGAAUUUUAAGUUUAUUGGUUGAGAACUGUGGUCGAGUUCACCAGGGAAGGGACCUCGACAUGCAGCGCAAAGGUGGUUUAUCAGACGUGACACAGGAUGUUGUCAUACCGGCUGUGAUUGACAGGUCAAUUUUAAUAUGUGCCGUUACAGGCCUUGUCGGUGACAUUUUUCUAAACGAUAUCCCACUACGGGAUUUCACAACAUACAGCCUGGAAAUGAAACCCAGUUUCAUUGAUAGUCUCUACCAGGCUCCUUGGAAAGCUCUUCCUGAAACCCCCACUUUCCCUUCCUUCUUCAUGGGCCAACUGUUUGCUUACGGCUAUCCCAGCGAUACUUUUGUGAAACUGCCAGGUUGGGAAAAAGGUGUUGUUUUUAUCAAUGGGAUAAAUCUGGGAUGCUACUGGUCCAUUGGACCCCAGCAGACUCUCUACCUCCCUGGUCCUUUUCUCAACAGUGGAAUCAACCAGAUCAUUCUUUUUGAGGAGCAAGAAGGCGACUACAAGGUCAAUUUUGAGGACACGUCUGAUCUUGGAAUGGCAGCUGACAUCCUGUGACUGUCAUCGUCUCACCUGUAUCUAUAAAAUGUUACAUUUUACUCAAUUACUGGUACUGUUAUGUGUGACUAAGUAAGUUUAGCCAUUACAUUUUUUUUUACCUCAGUCUUUAUUGGGGAAGAUACUCAAUUCCAUUAUGAUAUAACCCAAGAGCUACAAGAUACAAUAUAUAUUUUUUGCAGUUGUAGAAUGUUAAACUACACUGAAUCACAUUGAGGUGUAUUUAUUUUUAGCUACAGUGUGACUGUAGCUACUAGUGUUGUGUAUCAGGUUUGACAAGCCAACCUAAUCAAAUCAUUCCUUUUUUAAAAUGUAUAAAUUUUUAAUCAUAUCAUGAUACUGCUCUAUCAAACCGAGAUUUACAACCUAGUAGCUACAUUAAUAAUUUUUUUUUAAUUCCGUCCAAGAUUUUGCUUAUUUUUUUAGGUUUGUUGUUUGCAUAAUGUGAAAUAUUUUGAUGUUUCAUAUUCAGAUUACCUCGGCCAUCUCUGUGUGGAGUUUGCAUGUUCUCCCUGUGUGUGCGCGUGGGUUUUUUCCAGGUAUUCCGGUUUCCUCCCACAUUCCAAAAACAUGCUAGGUUAAUUGGCGACUCCAAAUUGUCCGUAGGUAUGAAUGAUUGUUUGUCUAUAUGUGCGACCAGUCCAAGGUGCCCGAAGACAGCUGGGAUAGGCUCCAGCACCCCCCGCAACACUUGUGAGGAUAAGCUGUAAAAAAUGAAUAUUCAGAUUACUUAGAAGGCAUGUAUUUAAAGUUCCUAUUUAUUUUAGUUUUGUAUGACAUGACAAACCCUAUUUAUUACUCGACUUUACUGGUUCUGUUACCGCAAUAGACCUCGUUCAAAUAAAGA